AUGAGCCUUCCACAGGGGCCGCACCACCCCGGCAGGAGCUGGACCAGCGCGCACUGGCUGGCAAUCGCCGCCACGAUCAUGGCCAUGUGCAUGACGCACGUCACCGCCAUCGGGGAUCCCGGCGACGUGCUCGCGCUUCAAAGCCUGGCUUCGACCCUCACCGACAUACCGUCUUCCUGGGACAGGCAGAACCUGGACCCAUGCUCCGGCGUGGAAUGCCCGCGGGAGCCCUGCCCCUCGGCCUGGCAGGGGGUGUCCUGCUCAGGCGGGAGGGUAGUGGGCAUCACCCUCUCUGGGUCCGGCAGCCCCGGCCCCGGAUCCCCGACCCUCCCCGCCGCCCUGGCCAAUGCCACCCAGCUGCAUCAGCUGCAGCUGAGGGGUCUGGGCCUUACCGGGACCAUCCCGCCCGGCCUCGGCGCCCUGGCCAGCCUGGUGUCCCUGGACUUGAACUUCAACCAGCUGACGGGCAGCAUCCCCGUGACCCUGGGGUCCCUGGACCAGCUGCAGUACCUGGGCCUGCAGCAGAACCGGCUGACGGGGCAGCUGCCCCCCUCCCUGGCGGGGUGCGGCAGCCUGCGCAUGCUCCAGCUCUCUGCCAACGAGCUGUCGGGCAGCCUACCAGACGCCUGGGGCGGCCUCCAGUCGCUCGUGGUGCUGGAUCUGGACGGCAACCAGCUGUCAGGGAGGCUGCCGCCGCAGUGGUUCAGGCUCCAGGGGCUGAGCAUGGUGCACCUGGCCAGCAACCAGCUCCUGGGCCCCUUCCCCACCAGCUGGCAGGCGAUGAGCAACCUAUCGCGCAUGGACGUCAGCGGGAACUGCGGCCUCUGCGGCCCGCCGCUGGAUCCGCCCAGCCCGGACUUCCAGCUGGACUCCAGCGGAACGGGGCUAGGGCAGUCCUGCGACACGGUGGAUUGCCACCCGCCUGCCGGGGCGCGGCAGUGGGCGCCCAUCAUCGUGGCAUGUGUGCUGGGCCUCUUCCUCCUGUUGGUCAUCCCGCUCGCCAUCUUCGUCAUCCGCCGAUCGCUGAGGCAGCACGCCGCGAGGGUCGACGCGGCGCGCGCCGGCGCCGAUCCCGGCGACGCUGAGAAGGCGCCACAGGAGACCCCGCCCUUCCACACAGCGGAGCUGUUCCAGGUGGCCAUGCCCGAAGGUGCCCGCGUGUCCAUGGUCUGCAUUUCCGACGGACUGCGUCGCGACGAGGCGACAACAGACGACGAAGCGACGGCCGGCGGCGACCCGCUGGACCCCGUGGUCUUCCCGGUCUACCAGCACCGGGGGUUGAGGAACUGA
This is a messenger RNA of Auxenochlorella protothecoides, 1290 nucleotides long. Its product is annotated as putative LRR receptor-like serine/threonine-protein kinase. Gene Ontology annotation, molecular function: protein binding. Bases 1 to 1290 code for a protein of 429 amino acids. The transcript has 6 exons. The record is from RefSeq and is a predicted model, not a curated record. Lineage: Eukaryota; Viridiplantae; Chlorophyta; Trebouxiophyceae; Chlorellales; Chlorellaceae.